AUCAACGAUACGACCGGUUGCCAAAGCCGGUGUCAUGUGGCACGUGUGAAUUUUUGUUUUGUUACCAUUGCUUUUUGAUCGCUCUUUCUUUGCUAAUCGCUUUCUAGUGGAACAGGACUUUGGUUUUUCUCAACAUGAAAAUUCGCCCACAAAAACAUGUGCGUUUAGGCUUUCUGGGAAAGUCUAAAAAACAAACCCGAUCAAAUCAGGUGAAGACCAGGAAAGAAAUUCGCAAAGAGAAAAGGCAGCAAAAGAAGAUAAAUCGCUUCAACUAUCACAGCCGAAAGAAGUCGGAUCGCUAUCAGCGAGACGAGGAACAGGAUUUACAAACGCAACAGGCUGGAAAACGGAAGCGGAAGGCCGACAGCGAAGAGGAUGAGUUUGACGACGAGGAAAUUGACUCGGAUUUCGACGAGGAGAUAGACUCGGCGGACGAGGAGGCAGCGACAAAAUGUGCAGAUAAUGGCAAGAGCCAGCUGGAAAAGGAGCGCGAAGAGGAACUACGUGAGCUGCGAAAUUACGAGCUUGGACUGAAGGAGAAACGCAUUGCCCAACUGCAAGCGGCCAACGAAGAGGAUGACUUGGUUAUUAAAAAGUACGAGAAAUUGCUUAGAAUUAACCGGAGGAAAAACAAAGAGGGAGUGCCAAAAAGUUUCAACGAUGGUUUGGAUUAUGCGUUGGAACUGUGCACGGAAGAUAAUGUGAAAAAGAUGUAUGAAGCCGCUAAAGAGGCGGCAGAUAUGGAGCACGAUUCGGAGGAUGAGUUUGCGGAUGAUUUUGGAGAAGUGCUUGGACGAACGAAAAAGGGUAAAGUGGAGCAGUUAGUUGUCAAAGGAAAAGGGGAAAAGGCGCAGCAUGCCAAGGAUAAGAAGCGAAUGGAGAAGCUGAAGGAGAUCGAGCAAAAGUACCUAGGGGAUGAUGGUGUGGAUAGUCUGGAUGGAUUCGAUUCCGAGCUGGAGCUUGACGAGAAUGCUGAUGAAGACUACUCGGAAAAUGAUGAACUGUAUGAUUCGGAAGAGGACCAAGCUUCUGAGUGCAAUUCAGAAGACGAGGAAGAAGGACCUGCAUCGAAAAAGAAGAACUCAAAAAAGGUUUCUUUUGAGGAAGUAAAACCGCAAAAAUCUAAGGAUAGAAAGAAGAAACAUUCAGAAGCGGAAACUGAAGAACCUGCAACAAAAAAGAAGAAGAAAAAUAGUAAAAAUGCGACUUCUGUGGAGACAGAACCAAAAAAAGCUAAAAACAAGAAGAAAAAACAAUCAGAGCCAGAGCCCGAAGAAGAUUCCGAGUUCGAUGAAGAUGUGUUCGGUAGCAUUGGUGAAGAUAGUGAUCAGGAAGAAACCGAUUCGGAGAGCACGCCUAAAGAGGAAGUCGAAGAGCCAACUGGAACGUGGGAGGAUAUAUAUGGUCGUAAACGGGACCAGGAAGGGAACAUAAUCAAAGAAGGAUCCGGUAGCGGCAAGUAUAUUCCACCACACAUCAGGGCUCGAAUGGAGAGCGGGACAGCUUCGGAUGCUAAACAACAGGAAAAAUUGCAAAAAUUAAAACGACAGCUGAAAGGUCAAAUCAAUCGACUGGCAGAGUCCAACGUACACCGCAUCUCAAUCGAAUUGGAUAAUUUGUACAUGCAACAUGCACGUUUCGAUAUGAACAGUACGCUAACGGAUUUGAUCCUGGAAGCGAUCGUAUCUCAGUCGCUUGCACCGGAGCGGAUGGUACUCGAGCACACACUACUGGUCACCAUUCUGCAUGCCAAUGUUGGUUCGGAAGUGGGCUCGCACUUUUUGGAGACCGUUGUUGAGAAAUUUAACUCCAUGAUCGGGAGAAUCGACGCCUUUGAUGUGAAAGAUAAAACGCUGGAUAAUUGUGUGUUUAUCUUAUGUCAUUUAUACACUUAUCAAAUCUUUAAAAAUAAGCUUAUGUAUGAUGUGAUUGAUCGGUUGUUAGAUAAUUUUUGCGAGAAAGCGGUGGAAUGUAUUCUGUUGGUGCUCAGAUCUAUCGGAUUUGUUCUGCGCAAGGAUGACCCUCUGGCACUGAAGGAAAUGAUUCAAAAAGUUCAGAAGAAAGCUGCAGAGGCUUCUGAUGAAAUGAAGAAUGACGCGCGAGUGAAAUAUAUGCUUAACAGUUUGUUGGCAGUGAAGAACAAUAAUAUGAAUAAAAUACCUCAAUACGAUCCAUCACUGGUGGAGCAUUUUCGCAAAAUACUGAAAGGAAUGAUUACAAGCGGUAAAUAUGUUAGUACACUGAAUAUCGGUCUGGAGGAUUUGCUGAAUGUGGACGAAAGAGGCAAAUGGUGGUUGGUUGGAUCCGCUUGGCAUGGGAAUAAGGACGGUAAAGGGGUUGGCAAAGAGGGAUCCGAUACGAAGAGCAGCGAAGGAGGUUUUAGUCAGCAGUUGCAGGAAUUGGCCCGCAAACAACGAAUGAAUACGGAUGAUAAGCGAAGUGUUUUUUGCGUGAUUAUGAGUGCCGAAGAUUACCUUGACGCGUUUGAUAAGAUUCUUCGAUUAGCUAUCAAAGAUCAACGAGUGGUGGUUACAGUUAUAAUCCACUGUUGUUUGUCCGAAAAGGAUUAUAAUCCGUAUUAUAGCAUACUUUCGCAAAAGUUUUGCGAAUACGAUCGCCGCUAUCAGUUGGCACUCCAGUAUGCUCUGUGGGAUCGGUUGAAAGACAUACACGCGCUCAAGCAAGCAUCGGUACGGAAUCUUGCCAAGUUACUCGCACAUCUGAUUGCCGAGGGUGGAUUGGCAUUAUCCGUUCUGAAGGUGAUAGAAUUUGCGGAAAUCGACAAAGUUACGCUCCGGUUAGUGAGGCAAAUUAUGCUGGGAAUUCUGCUACUGGAGGAGGAGAAUAAGUGUCUACAGGUUUUCAAUCGAAUCGCCCCUAGUUUCAAGCUGAAAGCGUUCAAGGAUAGUUUGCGACUAUUCCUGAACCACUUUCUGUUGAAAGGAAGCGAUAAAUCCAGUGUGCCGGAAGAGGAAAUGCAGCUACUGCAGCAACGAAUCGGUCUUGCGGAACGGAUGCUGGAUACUUCCGAAUCGAGAGUAAAAUUUUGAGCUGGUUUUUGUCCCAAAAUAAUUUUUUCAUAUACAAGAAUUUGAAGAAAUUCCUGUUCGGACGUCCGACAAUGAAAGAUGCUCUUGUUGAAAAUCAUUAUUUUUCGAUUUCUCACUUUUCUGAUUUAUUUCGCCUUGCUCCACAUUUGCUGACAAAAAACAGUUUUUUGGGGAUUUGUUUUCUUGCUACAACAAUGUUUUACUUGCUUUCUUCCAUGUUUUUGAGUGUCAUCUGCAUGCACGUCUUGCGUAGUUUUUUUUUAAUGGAUUUUGAACCUAAUAUUUGAUUUCUGCUGAGCUGACCAUAUAAAAAUAAAGUGAGCACUGUUUUGAUGGUAAUUUCUUUAGAGCUUAUUGUUUUAAAAAUAGAGUAAGGAGAAAAUGAAAAAAAAAGACUAAGUCGGUAAACCAAAAGUUCCAAUGAAUAUCAUUUUUUAUCACUGUACAAUUAUUGUAGGUUGCUCACAGGAUUUAUUUAUGCUGAUACGUGAGUUCAAAAAUUAAUAAUUAAUCUUUUAUAACAAAACAAUAAAGAUUCACUUAAAGUAAAAAUUUCGGUACCUCAUUUUUUUCCUGCAUUGAUGCAACUAAUUCACCUCAAAGCCAAUAAGUAAUGUCGAUUUGAAAUUAGUUGAUCAAAUUUUACGCUCUUCUACGCAGCUUGCAUCCGUCUCAGUUUUACGCGGUGUAUAUAAAAGUAAACAUUUUUGAAUAAAAUAAAUGCCAACGUUUAUGAAUUGUAAGUUGAUAAUUUGCACUGUUACUGUUUUGGUUUAUUUUAUAAAUAAGAACUCAAGACUUUUGAUGAAAUGUUUAAAGAGUAUCAAAGGAAAAGAAGUGUGACUGUCGGAAGAACUGAAACCGCUAACAAAACGUUUCUAAUUGUUUUUGUAGCAUGAAAAAUAGUUUGUCACAGUUGUUGACUUAAUCUCAGCUGCACUGUUUAUGUUUAUUCCUCAAAUUGUAAGACGAUAAUUGGCUGGAGCGCAAGCGCCCGCAUGUGUUUAAAACAGUGUACGAUUGUUCUCAUUCCGGAAAAUUGAGAAAAACAAGCGAAAAAAACCUUUAACGUAACGAAAAACUAAACCAUACGCUAUCCUUAGUUUUUCUAAUAACGCAUAAGAUUGUAGAAAAGAUUGCUUUCAUUAUAAUAACAUUUACCGUAGAAUUUCUUAUUUGUUUUUCUCAUGUCGUGUUACAAUUAGUUUGCAUUUCUUUAGUUAUCCUAUUACAGUUUCCUCCUUUUUCACAUUAGUUAUAAUAAUAGUUCAUCUUUGUUUCCCUCUUCAAUUAUUUUCUUCCUAAUUUACUUGUUACACUUGUCGCACUUAUAGUAGCGGGGGUAUUUGUUUAAAUUUUAUAUAUUUUUUUUGUUGUAUUUUGCAUACUCCAUUCGUUUACGCCCGGUGUAUCUAUCAUGCACAGUUAGUCCUCACUGUUCUUUUCUGGAACCGACUUCCUCCUCCACUGCUCUUCGUUUUUUUCUUCGUCUUCUGUUUUUUUGUUUAAUGCUGUGCCAAUGUCAGUUUCCCUGUUGGAUGUAGAGUUCAAGGACAAAUGAAAGAUUGAUAUUUCAUCGCCUGCAUUAAAAUAAAAAUGGAAAUUUUUCGAAAAGAUGAAAUCGUAAAUCUUUGGACGUUAGAUUGGGGUCAUUGUUAGAUUUGUUGGGUUGCCACUGCAUUGACGACGUCACUUUCUUCGCUGUCUUGAUCCCGUGGCCACCGAUGCGUUGUUUCGAUUGACAUUCCUUUACUUUCCGCUUCGGGCCUUUUUUCGGGACUAGCUCGCGUCAUCCUAGAACCCUUUAUUCGUAGUUAAAAUAAACCGGUAGGGUUGCGACUAUAUAAUCCACUGUGGCACAAGCCUCGAUGAAGCCUGUUUUAAUGAUCGGAACCAAUGUCAUCGUUCGAAGGUUUUUUGAGUACUUAAAAGCGUCUAGCUCGGACUUCAAGUCUAUUCUUCCGACCAGUUACUUCAAAUAAAGUUUUCCAGACAGUCGCUGAGAAGCAAAUCGUGGUUCGCGACGACGAACGGCCGAACAAUGUUUGGAUGUAAUUCGUGUUCCAAGCAGAUUCGUGAGAAGUGUUGAAAAUGCUUGACACAUCUCGAUAUAGCAAAGAAAGAACUACAACUGUACCAAUAACUCAUCGCUCAUCGCACCUUGGGUUCAAGUCUUUUCGAUUUAUCUUCUCAUAGAAUAUGCAUGUUUCACAAGCACGAAAAAGUAGAUCUAGUUUCUCGUGCUCAUUGAUAUAUUUUCUACCGUAAUACUUUACUUCUACGGAACGUAGCGAGAGGUCCGUAAAUAAUUAUUUAAGUUGUUCGUUUUGAUAAAAUAAACGAGGCCCAAAUUAUAGUUAAAAAACAAGCCAAAAAAACACAAAUUAUAAACAGAACAGGAAAUCCAACAGUGACUUGUCUCUCACCUUACGUCAAUCAUUAGGUCUUGGCAGCCCACACCCCGUUCAGCAGUCCGCGUCUGUCUCUUAUGGGUUGUUGAAGAGUUACUUCCUAGUAGCCGGGAGCGCUGCGCUGUGUACAACUACUUGUCCCACCAGAAGAUUACUGACGACGUUCAUUUUUACAUCAUCUGCCUGGGGGGCUGUGAACCGUGCAAAAGUGUUGUCGACUGUUCUAUGCUUACUUACAAGAGCUUUCUUUAUUUUCGAAAUAAGCCAAUUAAUUUUUCGAUUGGACAACGUAGGCUGCGUGUUGUUUUGUUAGAAAAUUAAAUAUUUUAUUCAACAUAGCUUGCUGUUUAAAUUUGCUGUGUUUCUCCUCGUUUUUUUUUUUGUUUUGGAAUAAGAUGUUCUUCCUUGACCCUCAACCUUUGUUUGCUGAUUUACUUCCUUCUCCUCCUCGCGCUUACUUUUUGAGUUUCUUUACGUAUUUCGCCUGCUGUUUUGGUGUGAUCUCUUUCGCACGGAUAGAUUUCUCCAAUUAUUGAUUUUGCUUGUAUUGAUUUCAUUAAAUUAUUAUAAUAUUUUUAUUAUAUUAUAUUGGUUUUUUUUCUUUAAAUUUAUUAUAAUAAUUAAUGUGUUUCGUUUUUUCUUGCUUUUUUACCGUUGGUUUUUUUUGUUGUUGAAACAUUGUACAAAAAAGGGAACUUGGCUCCUGCCCAUACCAACGCUGAACACGUGCUUCUCUUGUCUCACGCUUGCUCUCUCUCCUGUUUCCUGUCUCUGUCUGUCUGUUUUGCGUUUGUGUUCCUCUGCUCCUGGCAUGAAUUAGGUUUUGUGUCACGUAAAGCUCCUUCGCUUCUUCUUCCCGUUCGACCGUUCGUGUGAUUGAAUUUAACAUUUUUUUUGCUGCUGCUGCUCAAUGUUCUUUAUUACCUCAACUUAUUACUUUUACCAGAAAGUAUUAUCUUAAUUUUUUUUCCUUUAAUUUGUAAUAAUAGCUGUAUACUAAGAGAUGCAACUGUGUCUGUGUGUUUUAGUGUUUACCUCGCUUAUGUAGUUAAUGAUUUUGUUUUGCAACUUGUGUACAGAAGUAGGGGAGGAACGUUUCUUGCAAUAAUAGUUAUCCUCUAUUAUGACUGUGUUGUUGUUGGUUGUAGUAGCGCAAUAGUAGCAGUAGUUGUAAUAGUUGUUGAGUUUUUCUGAACUUUUUCGCUUUAAUAAUCUUAUCGGGGUGUCGUUUCUGUGUGAAGUUGUUGUUCUGUCGGUGCAAUUCGCGGGAUGUAACGAGCAACGGGCGAGGUAUUAGUUUUUAUCAGCAGAUGUGUUGUUCUUGAUGGCAAUCACAGUUUCUUCGUUGCACGAUUUAAGAACGGUACA
Molecule: messenger RNA, 6829 nt
Organism: Wyeomyia smithii (pitcher-plant mosquito)
Lineage: Eukaryota; Metazoa; Arthropoda; Insecta; Diptera; Culicidae
Product: nucleolar MIF4G domain-containing protein 1 homolog
Exons: 4
Coding region: 135-3050 (971 amino acids)
Biological process (GO): ribosomal small subunit biogenesis
Cellular component (GO): nucleolus
Molecular function (GO): protein binding; RNA binding
Source: RefSeq, a predicted model, not a curated record